CGACUCCAUGAACGAAGACUCAAUCGAUGAAUCAGACUGAUACCHUGUCGGUUAAUAGUAGUUGAAUACAAGAGAACAUAAAUAAGAUAUCGGCAGAGAUUAACAAAUCAGGAGGAAAUAGAGCGAAGGUUAAAGAAGAGUUCARAUUACCAUGUCGUCGAGAAUAACCCAACGGGCGAAGAAGCAAGAUAAGUUCCGACGGCAUAUUGCCAACAUCGACGCUACUGCUAGCAACGAUGRUGUUGCCAAUGCUAAYAACAGUCACAACAACAGCAGUAACAACAACAAACAAAUCAGCCGUAGUCGCAGUACCAGUAGCAGCAACAGAACUAAUGGGAAGGAGAAGGCUCCCAGUAGUUCGGCUGCUCCCAGCGAAACCCCCUUUCCUAGAARAGYAAAGUCAACUUUCUAUGCGCUUAACUCGAAUCCCUCGCARGACUCAGUGGGGUCUGUGAAGUCGAAUAGUGAGACCUAUCCGGUUAGGAGAGAAUUCAAGGGAGGGUUGACCGGCAGGAUGAACGGUCACAGAAAGAGGAUGGGAAGAUCACUAACUCGUGCCUCUUCUGUUGAUAAGAGAGACAACUCGAAUUCGUCGUCGAAGGUGCGUCCCUCGUCGUCCAGCGAAAGCGAGAGCAGCGAAGAACCAGGAAGAAUCAGAACAAGGAACAGCGAUGAACCAGGAAGAAUCAAAACGAGGAGCAGACCCGGAAGAUCCCUGACGAGAGCUCUCUCAGUAGAGAAAGGGUCGAAGUCGACUUCUGCUGCCUCUAGGGCGGCCUCUAGGAGUGCCUCAAGAAGUACUUCAAGGCCACCGAUUCGAGCAGUGAAUUCGAAUCCACCGGAGACUUCAAAAGCAUCCUUUGCCUUGGGGUCAUCGUCGAGAUUUCGAGCCCGAUCCCUGUCGAGAAAUCGAUAUGUUGCGSAACCAAAGAGGAGUCACUCCCAGGAUUCAUCUGCCUCGACCAAAAAAGAYGUUUCAACGGAAAAGACRAGUUCCGUUCGGCCGUUGUCGGGUCGAAGCCCAUUUUCGAGAUUGAUGGCCGAGAAGAGACAGGUAGCUAGCGGCACCAAGAUGAAGAAAUCAAAGAAAGAAUUGUAUCCGACAACAAAACCGGYGGCAACACCUUGCGAAUCUUCAGAGGGCGACAUACUCGAAGGAAACAGUGCAAGCAAGACCGCUGCAGUCGAAACUGAAGAAUUGUCGACAACAAUCACGGAUGAUGCACCCGAAGCAAAGAAUGAAGACAYUACAGACGAUACGCAGUGUGAACCUACAACUGAAGAGAGGGUGUCUGUGGUGGAAACUGAUGCAGUUCCGAAAGCAAUCGURGACAAUGAGCGUGAAAGUUUGAAUGAAAGUACCACCACAGAACAGAAGCCGAUCGAUGUKGAAUCUGAAAAACCGUCGACRGAAGUUGUGGACAUUGCAUCUGAAAACUUGAACGUAACCACGGUCGAUGAAAUAGAAAAUSAAGCCGGAUUCGAAGACUUCGAGGCUAUGGAUAGCGGGAACGGUUUGACASUUGUGGCAGAUCGUGGACCAUUAUCACCAGUAGAGGAGACUUCGCACAUCGGGACACCAAAAACAACGCUACUUGACGAAUGCGAAGAAACACCGAAGGACGAUGCGAAUACAYCAAUUCUUUCGGAUAAAAUUAUUUCAAAUCACGUWUCUCGUAGUGGCGAGGUCAUUGUCGAUGAAUUCGGCGAUCCACCACUGGAAUUGGAAGAAAUGGAAUCAGAAGUAUCAAYUGGUGGUCCGUUCGACAAAAUCAAUCUUCAACWUUGUCUUCCUUCGCCAUCGGAAUCCCUUCUUGACUCUUUCAUUCCUUCCCCUACAAAAGCACUUGUAUCGCCCACUGAAUCUAUUCUCGAUUCCUUUGCCCCUACCCCUACAAGCAAUGCAAAUGCCGAAGCCGAUGUCGUUGAAAAUCAAAAGAAGGAAGAAGGUUCGGAAAUUGAAAAGAAAGAAAACGCAUAUUCAAUCAAGAAUGAGAAGAMGGAAAAUGAUGAUGAAGGAAAAAUUACUCCUGAUACAUCGCAAUCAUCCAAGGCUGCCCAAACAGCGAGUGCAUGGAACUUGACAAAUUCACAAUUUUCAAACCUUGUCAACUCAGUAACAAAAUCUAGUGACAACGAUAUGGAUAUGCUUUUCGAUACAUGGGUGACAGAAAAAGAUACCAACUUUUCAAAUGCAUCGCUUUCGAAUCCCUAUGUGAAAGAAGACUCUUCYSRAGAGAAAAASAACGAAAGUGGUGACAGGARUGGCACAAGUGACAAAACAUCUUCGGAUCUGGAAAAGAAUACAGAUGGCAUGUUCGAUAUGUUUGACACAUCUUCGUGGGCGGCUGGGACUGAGACCGGAUUUUCGAAUACUUCCAUUUCAAAACUUGACGUGGAUAUUGAAUCCGAGCGGAAUUUUGUAGAAAUGAUGAAGGAAGAAAUGAAACAUCGUGCUCUCACUGAGGAAGAAAGUGAUAUGCUGUUUGCAGCUCAAAAAGCGAUCAACGAGGCCGAAGAAAAGGCUAUAGCUGAGAGGAGCAUUGUGCAAAAAGAUGACGAGCCUUUGAUCCGUCAAGUUGCGGAUUCGAACGGUGCGAAUGAUUUUACAGGUGAAGGAAGUKUGCCUCUAGAAGAUAGAUUGAAGGMAUAUUCCAAUGUGAAACCUGACGAGGAUUCUGAAUCUUCUACUAACAACAGUAGCGAAUCAGAUAGCAAAGACGGAGAUGAUAAUGUUGAAUAUGUUGACCAUCAGAAUGAAGAAGAASUAGACGAGUUGGAUAGCAGAAAAGUUGAGGACGUCUCCUCAUCUUUAAAUGGGAGCCUUGUUUCUUCGACMGAUGUCCCUACUCUUGCGGUUGCCGCYGCCACUGCAGAAAAGACAAGUAGCAUUCCAAAACAGUCUCUUGACAAUGACACUUCUACUCCUACUCAAGAAUCGUAUGUUAUCCCCAAGACUCUCGAAGAACUGAAAAUGGCAACACCGCCGCCUCCACCACCGCCGCCUGGUAUCCCUAAAAAGCGGAAGRCGAARAAGAAGAAAACAAAGUCCAGUUCACGCGGAAAGGGUGUCGUUCCAUUAAUUUCACCUCCUCCAAAGGAAAAGAUGAAGAAAUGGGAAGAUCAGCAACAAAAAACUCCGGAUUAUGCUAAGAUAAUGAAGGAAAAACUUGAAAGUUCAGAAACAAAAAAGAGUGAUGUAUCCUCUGRAUAUUUCCACUUCAAGGUAGUAGACGAGAGUCAAGAAAACGCUGCUUCCGAAACAGUGUGCAAUUCUUCCGUACCGUCUCCACGGCAAGAGAGGGAAUGCAAUGAAUCUCAAGAUUCAUGUCGAGAUGCUCAAGUAAUCGAAGAAAACACCAUAGAAAAAGAAAUUAAGCAAAACAUGUUCGAUAAUGAAGCAGAAGAUGAGUGGAAAGAAAUGGAUAACUCCAAAUCAUCUACAGAAGAAGAAACCCAAGAAGCUGUGACUGUAAUGACAGCAGAUCUAAUAGAUCGCGAUCAAAGCAAAAAUGAUKAUUUUGUUCAAACAGAGUCUCCCAAAAAACAGACGGAUUCAACGGAAGAUACCAACAGCCAAUUGGACAAGGCACAUGACCAUGAUUCUAUAUCGGCAAUCGCUCAGGAAGUGAUUCGUAAGAAUGAAGAAGCUGCGUUGUCAAAUGAAUCGAAGAAUAAUUUGUGGCGAAAAGAGGUGGCCGAUGCGAUGGGAUUGGUUGAGCGCCUAGAGGAGGAGUACAACCAAGACUUCCCCUUGAUAGAUUCUUAUCUUACUCCACUACUCAGUGAUGAUGAGAUCUCAAAAAAACUGUCGGAAGAUCAAGGAAUGUUGUAUCAAGGAGUGUCCUAUUCUAAGAUGUCAUCAAUGCCGAAGAUCCCGAAGAUACCUAGUGUAGGAUAUUCUACAUCUAUCCCUAGUUCGUCUCAAGAUAGCAAAGAUAUAUGUGAAGCAGAAGUUGAAGGCCAAUUCUCAGGAGAAAGUAAACAGUCGACCGCACAAUUAAUUCCUGAUGUUCAGAAGGACGUGGUUGAAAGAAGUGAUACUCCUGAGUCAGAUUGUUCUGACGAUGUUGGGCUCACCAAGGACCGUCUUUUAAGUGUCGAGAUAUUCGACGAUCCUCCUAUGGACCGCGAAAAAACAGAAUCUAUGUUUUACUCCCCAAAAGCAUCAAGUAGGUCUACGAAAGCAAAUGAUUUCAACGAGAAAAAGAGGAGUAGUGAUUCUAUUUUGACUGAUUUCAAAAUGGCUGACAAAGUUGCGAUGGCGAGCUCUGCAGCUGCGAGCACAUUUGAAUAUCAGUUCUCGCCUCGUAYGGACAAGAAAGAUACACCAAAAAAYGCUACAUCAGCGAAAGGUGAGAUCCUUUCUUGGUUUUCAAGAGAGGUUCUCAAGACAGAACCACCUGCUCUAGAACUAGAUACUGAUGUCUCCGAGGUUGCGCGCGGCCUCUUAGAGAAUAGACAGCAUUUCAAUAGCAUGUGCCGUUAUGUGGCAGAGCGUAUCAAUGAAGUUUCGAUACAGAUGAAGCCUGACUUGAAAUUCUCUGAAUCUGUGUUAAGUUCCUUUGAUACUGAAAAUCCGUUCGUGUCGAAGACCAUGUCUUCUACAUCCUCUGGGGAUUCUGGCGACGAAUCUACAACUUCCGUAGAACAAAAACGAGUUUUGUUGAAACCAGUGAUUCUUUCAGAUGCUAUGAUGACGUUGUCCAACAAAUAUCUAGCGGCGAACUUUGUGAGCUUCAUUUACAUGGCUUCCAGACUAGCAAAAGUGGCUUCUCCCUUCGGCGAUAGCAACCCUUUUUUGGCGAUGAUCGUUUCGUCAUCGUUGAAUAAAACAACCGAGAAAGAGGCAACUGAAACGACGCAAGAUCUUUUGUUUGAAAAGUUGGGCGGAAAAGCUGAAAACCUUAUUGAAUUCGUCUAUAAAGUAAAAGCCUCAUGUGAUGCUGACAUGACUGUUCUCACAGCAGCUGCUAUUGUGGUGAAGCAGUCGUUCGAAUCCAUGGAUGAAGAAGAAACAAAGAGGGACUUUGGGCGUCGUUUCAUCUUUCCUGAUAAUCAUCCAAGCCCUUUUGAAGCCAGUGUCUUUGAGGCACCUAGGAUUGUGGCUGCUGUUCUCUCAUUCCUCGGCGACCCAGUCACUGUAUGCCGUAUGAAGGCGGUGAAUCACUCAUGCAGGCAAAUUGUGGAAGAGAAUGAACACACGCUAAUGCAAGAUGCAGUUCGGAUUGGRGGACUUAAUGCCAGUCUUCGACCAGCGUUUUGGAUGUGGAUUGCGUUAGAAAAAUGCGAUGUGUCCAAUCGCCAAAAUAAUUUUUCAGGGUGUGACGAACUCAAUGCAUUGGAACGGGAAGCAGAAGAAGGAAAAUGGCAUCAUGUCAUUCAACGAGAUGUUGCACGCUCCUUUGGAAAUAUGCCACCGCACAAAACGGGAGCUAGGUUCCGCUCGGAUUCGAUUGUAGCUGCACUAGUCACCUGGGGACAAAGUCGAGUGAUGAAACGUGGUGUAAAAGGUGGUGGGGAGCCUGUACCAAUACCUGAAAUUGGAGAACAGAAUCUCCGCAAACAAAAAGUGAAACGAAAAUCUACAAAUACAAGUUCCCCACCUUGGAAAUGCGAAAAUGAAGAUGGCAGCGACGAUGGCGAUACAUCGGUGGUGAAAAGUGACACCAGUGGCGCUCCAACUGAUACCGUGAGUGACUGGAGCGCAGUUUCUCCCAAAGGUAGUUUCGUGGGGAGUAUAAAUGAUCCUGAACUUUUCGUCGACGAAUCUACGGAGGAAAUMGYUUUGUGUGGAAAUUCUCUCUCGGCGGACGUCAAGGAAGACCUUCAGAACAAGCUCAGUUACAUUCUUCACUCAUUGGCAGCUACUUAUGAAGAUAUUGGAUACUGUCAGGGUAUGGACUAUGUAGUUGCCCAUCUUCUCAGAAAUCUUCAAGAUACGAUUAGACUAAGAGCAGCAAAAGGGACGAUGCCAGCAAUUGUUUCGACUGCUUCAUCAGUAGAAACAGAUUUGCUGAUUGAUGCUGAAAACAUCGAGAUUAUGAACAAAGAAAUUGAUUCUCACCGCGUAGUGGAGGAGACCAUCGUUCGUAUCAUGGACACAUUUUUCGUGAGUUACAACCUUCGGCACAUGUACUGGCCUGAGCUCCGGUGCCUCAAGACUUGCUGUCGAGUUUUCGAACGGCUUAUUCAAAUCAAAUUGCCGGUUCUUGCUGAUCACUUCGAGCACCAUGAUUUAAAUGUUGGACUGUUUGCCCUUGGGUGGUUUCAAACAUUAUUUUUGUAUCUUCCGUCAAUGCCGUCGGCCACAGUGUGUCACAUGUGGGACAUCUGGUUAGUAGAGAGAAGUUUCAAAAUAUUUUUCCGUGCCGGAACUGCGAUUCUUUUCCUGAGCCAGCCAAUCCUUUUAAACCACGAACUUGAGGGGAUGAUGACUUAUCUGAACACAAUACCAGACGCAACUCUGCUCCGCCCUGACAUUCUGAUUCCCUGUGCCCUCAAUAUCAAGGUGACCAAUCGAAUGUUACAAGAAUUAGAGGAUGAGGUAAUGAAAAAUCCCAACUAGGUCAAGUGGAAAUCACUUUCAUGUCACUUUCAGAACAAAAGAAUGCACCUAAU
Molecule: messenger RNA, 6621 nt
Organism: Pseudo-nitzschia multistriata
Lineage: Eukaryota; Bacillariophyta; Bacillariophyceae; Bacillariales; Bacillariaceae
Source: the annotation of a GenBank genome assembly